Molecule: messenger RNA, 2518 nt
Organism: Sebastes umbrosus (honeycomb rockfish)
Lineage: Eukaryota; Metazoa; Chordata; Actinopteri; Perciformes; Sebastidae
Gene: drd5a
Product: dopamine receptor D5a
Exons: 2
Coding region: 347-1810 (487 amino acids)
Biological process (GO): adenylate cyclase-activating adrenergic receptor signaling pathway
Cellular component (GO): plasma membrane
Molecular function (GO): dopamine neurotransmitter receptor activity; G protein-coupled receptor activity
Source: RefSeq, a predicted model, not a curated record
AGUGUGCGUUAGGCUGCAGCAGCACCCACACCGCGCUCAGGAUACCUCGGACUGAGAGAUUCACACACAGGUAUCCAGGUCAGACGACCGGACCUGGAAUAAAGGCUGCAACAUGCGCUCUCCACCGCGCGCUGCGUUCCAGCCUCUCAGCCUCAGCGCACCUGGCACGUCGCUCAGCGGCUCAGCAGCUUUAAGGCGAUCAAUUCUCUUUUUUUCUGUCUGUUUUGCACUCCACAUCAGGCUGGACACAAAGUGGAACAUUUUCUUUGUGACCACAUUUGGUCACAAAGUGGAAAUAUAUUGCAAAGGUUCAGGGAUAAAGAUCAUCUCUCGGACAACACGGUGAAUGGCUGAUGACAACUAUGCACGGAGGAGCUAUGAUGGACUGCAGUUUUACCUGAAGAGGCACUCUCACAUGGAGAACCCAGCCAAGUAUCUCUCAUCGGUGCAGCAGGAGAGCAGUGACUCUGCACCGGCUGCACACCUUGGAGAGACUAUGUGGAACACAACUGAAACAGAGGCGACAAAAGACUCUGGUAAGGAUCUGGUGUCUCGCACUGUGACUGGAUGUCUCCUCUCUCUCCUCAUCCUCUGGACUCUGCUGGGCAACAUCCUGGUCUGCACCGCGGUGCUGCGCUUUCGCCACCUGCGCACCAAAGUCACCAACAUUUUCAUCGUCUCCUUGGCACUAUCGGAUCUAUUCGUGGCCGUGCUGGUGAUGCCCUGGAAAGCUGUUGCAGAGGUUGCAGGAUACUGGCCUUUUGGAUCUUUCUGCAACAUCUGGGUUGCUUUUGACAUCAUGUGCUCCACAGCCUCCAUCCUAAACCUGUGCAUCAUCAGCGUAGACAGAUACUGGGCCAUCUCCAGCCCCUUCCGCUACGAGAGGAAAAUGACACAGAGAGUUGCUUUUGUUAUGAUCAGCGUCACUUGGACGUUGUCUGUGCUCAUUUCGUUCAUACCGGUGCAGCUGAACUGGCACAAAGCCACUGGUGACGCGGACGCAGCAGCUGGGACGAACAACUCUUCUCUGCCGAUAGUAGAGAACUGCGACUCCAGUUUAAGCAGAGAGUACGCCAUCUCCUCCUCUUUGAUAAGUUUCUACAUCCCCGUGGCGAUUAUGAUUGUGACUUACACCAGAAUAUACCGGAUUGCACAGAUACAGAUCAGGAGAAUCGCGUCGCUGGAGAGAGCGGCGGAACACGCGCAAAGUUGCCGCACGAACAGGAUCGAGUGCCAACAUCAUAACACCUUGAAAACGUCCAUUAGACGGGAAACCAAAGUGUUUAAAACUCUCUCUGUGAUCAUGGGUGUGUUCGUGUGUUGCUGGCUACCUUUCUUCGUGUUAAACUGCAUGGUGCCGUUCUGUGACAGACCGGCUACGGAUCGUGACGCGGGUCUGCCGUGUGUCAGCGAGACGACGUUCGACGUGUUCGUGUGGUUCGGCUGGACGAACUCCUCGCUGAAUCCUGUCAUCUACGCCUUUAACGCAGAGUUCAGGAAGGCCUUUGCCAGCCUGUUGGGUUGCCGCAACUUCUGCUCCAACACGCCGGUAGAGACGGUCAACAUCAGCAACGAGUUGGUCUCCUACAAUCAAGACACGCUCAUCCACAAGGAGAUCGCCAACGCGUACGUCAACAUGAUCCCCAACGUGGUUGAAUGUAUCGAGCACGAAGAGACGUUUGACAGGAUUUCGCAGUUUUCACACAACAACGACGAGAACGCCACCGACUCGGUUUGUGACUUGGAGGACUGCGAGGCAGACAUCAGUCUCGACAGGAUGUCACCGUUCACACCUAAUGGAUUACACUGACUCUCCAAACUUUUUUGUGUCUUCCCGUUGCGUAAUUUUGGAUGUAUACUGAUUAUUAGGGGUGUGACGAUUCACUCAGCUCACGAUACGAUACACGAUAUUGGGUUCACGAUCUCGGUACAAUACGAUAUUAUAACGUGCUGUUAGCCGUCGAGCCAACACGCGUAAUUUUGGAUGUAUACUGAUUAGGGGUGAGAUGAUUCACUCGGCUCACGAUACGAUACGAUACACGAUAUUGGGUUCACGAUAUUAUAACGCGCUGUUAGCCGCCGGGCCAACGCGCUGUUAGCCGCCAAGCCAACGAGCCAACGAGCCAACGAGCCAACGAGCCAACGAGCCAAUGAGCCAACGAGCCAACGAGCCAACGAGCCAAUGAGCCAACGUGCUUCAUUUUGGAUGUAUACUGAUUAGGGGUGUGAUGAUUCACUCAGCUCACGAUACGAUACGAUACACGAUAUUGGGUUCACAAUCUCGAUACAAAACGAUAUUAUAAUGCGCUGUUAGCCGCCGAGCCAAUGCAGUUAGCCGCUGAGCCAACGCGCUGUUAGCCGCCGGGCCAACGUGCGUAAUUUGGAUGUAUACUGAUUAGGGGUGUGACGAUUCACUCAGCUCACGAUACGAUACGAUACACGAUAUUGUGUUCACGAUCUCGAUACAAUACGAUAUUAUAACGCGCUGUUAGCCGCCGAGCCAACACGCUAACGCGCU